Messenger RNA from Ruditapes philippinarum (Manila clam), 1273 nucleotides. Its product is annotated as 17-beta-hydroxysteroid dehydrogenase 14-like. Gene Ontology annotation, molecular function: oxidoreductase activity. NCBI's taxonomy places the organism in Eukaryota, Metazoa, Mollusca, Bivalvia, Venerida, Veneridae. The transcript has 10 exons. The record is from RefSeq and is a predicted model, not a curated record. The coding region runs from base 80 to 859 and encodes 259 amino acids.
GAAACUGAUAUUACCUGUAAAUUUGCUGAUAAUAAAAUUAUUCACAAUAGUUUACGUUGGAAUAGAAAUUAUUUAAGAAAUGGCAAGCGGAGAUAGGUUUAAAGACAAGGUUGCCAUAGUUACAGGCGGUUGUUGCGGUAUAGGUCGUGGAUGUGUAGAUGUAUUUGCCGAUCAUGGAGGGAAAGUUGCUGUACUAGACGUGAAUGAUGAAGAGGGGGCAAAAAUAGCAAACGACAAUGUAUAUUUUAUACACUGUGACAUGAACAGUGAGGACGAAAUUAAGAAAGCGAUUGAAAAAGUGGUUGAAAAAUACAAGAAAAUUGACUGCCUUGUGAACAAUGCUGGCAAACAUCCAGGGAACAAGAGCAUUGAUGAACUAAGCGUAGACAGUUUUAGAGAUCUUCUUAACUUAAAUCUUGUCAGUUAUUUUGCAGCAUGUAAAUAUGCACUCCCCUACUUGCGCAAGACUAGUGGAAGUAUUGUGAAUAUUACAAGCAUCAGUGGUCAUUCUGGCACCGCAAACUCGCCGUCUUAUUGUGCAACGAAGGGCGGUGGAAUUUCUUUAACCAAAGCCCUUGCAAUAGACGAGGCUAAAUACGGAGUUCGAGUUAAUGCGAUAUCGCCAAGUGCAGUAAAUACGCCAUUGUACCGUAAAGUUAUUUCAUCCAGUGGCGAGGCAGAAAAGACUAAUGAAAUAGUAGAGUCUUAUACUUUACUCAAUCGAGUAUCGGAGCCAAGAGAAAUGGGAAUGGCAUGUUUGUUUCUGGCUGUAGAUGCUACAUACACAACUGGCGCAGAGCUGAUGUGUACUGCUGGUUCAGAAAUAGGAUAUGGAGUCAAAGGAAUGAGCUUUGUAUAGCCCUGCUGCUGUCAGUUCUCAGUUAUCAAUUACUGUCGCCUUAACACAAUUAUAAUUAUUAAAAAGAUGAUGAAAUAACAAUUGAUAUGAGAAACAUGAUGGAUAAGAGAGUGCUUAUUAAAAUUGUGUCUUGAUCAUUUUUGAAAAAUCCAGAUAUCCGAUUCAACAGAUCCUCAAUAUAUAAACAAGACUUAGUGUAAUUCCUGUUAUCACAAGAAAUGUAUAAGUUGAAAUAUAAAGUCUCCCAAGAAAGGUGCAGUGAUCAGAAGUAACAAGUGUUUGCAAAUGCAAAACAGGCUACACGUUGAAAUGUAUAGUCUUGCAAGACAGAGCACAGUGAUUUCUAUUAUCUACAGUUGGUUGAUUAUCAUUCUUGAAACAUGGGACAUAUUAUAGAAAUAAAGAUAUAAUAUA